Molecule: messenger RNA, 564 nt
Organism: Dibothriocephalus latus
Lineage: Eukaryota; Metazoa; Platyhelminthes; Cestoda; Diphyllobothriidea; Diphyllobothriidae
Source: the annotation of a GenBank genome assembly
UUGCUUUAUUCUAUUUUAUUUGUUAACAGAUACUACGAGACCGGAAGUAUUCGACCCGGAGUCAUUGGCGGGUCAAAACCGAAGGUUGCCACCCCUCAGGUAGUCGAUGCAAUUCACCAAUACAAGACCGACAAUCCGACAAUGUUCGCCUGGGAAAUCCGUGAGCGAUUACUCCGAGAUGGUAUUUGUACCAGCGAUAUCCUUCCAUCCGUCUCCUCUAUCAACAGAAUAGUUAGAAAUAAGGAAACUCGAUACCUGCUUGACCAAGGCGAGAAGCCCCAAUCUACCGACAGUUUACGAGAGACGACGCGUCGCAGUAACGAAAAUAACAAGCUGCAAACCACAACACUCAACUGCUACGAUCAAAUAUCCCCCGCUGCCAUCUCCAGGGCCGAUAUGCGCACCACCACUACCGCCGCCAUGGUGGGUCGACAAAACAGUCUAAAACGCCUACAGUCCCCCUCGGUGGGCACACCGCCCUCCACCUCCUCCCUGCUGGACCACGAGUACGGUGUCGGUACCAAGACGACAAAAAUCCUCGAAGAACGCUAUUUGGCGGCGGAG